Messenger RNA from Didymella exigua CBS 183.55, 4449 nucleotides. RefSeq lists its product as uncharacterized. The record is from RefSeq and is a predicted model, not a curated record. Gene Ontology annotation, biological process: spindle assembly; cytoplasmic microtubule organization; meiotic cell cycle. Gene Ontology annotation, cellular component: centrosome; membrane; spindle pole. Lineage: Eukaryota; Fungi; Ascomycota; Dothideomycetes; Pleosporales; Didymellaceae. Bases 1 to 4449 code for a protein of 1482 amino acids. Gene Ontology annotation, molecular function: gamma-tubulin binding; microtubule minus-end binding; transmembrane transporter activity. The transcript has 4 exons.
AUGGCGCAAGAAAAGGAUAUCCAGCCCAGCGCGGCUGUCCACCAACAACCGCUCUACGAGGACCAUGAGCACCACAAGGGCGCUGCGGACAAGGUCAUCAACGAUGCUCGUCUCGCAACGGAGAAGGAGCACAACAUGACGCUGUGGCAGGGCAUCAAGCUCUACCCCAAGGCGAUUGGGUGGUCGAUGCUGAUCAGUACCUGCAUCGUCAUGGAAGGCUACGACGUCUGCUUGCUGAACAACUUCUUUGGCUUCCCGCAGUUCAAGCAGAAGUAUGGCGAGCAGCUGCCUAACGGUACCUGGGAGAUUCCUGCGAAGUGGCAGGCUGCAUUGAGCAACGGUGUCAUUGUUGGCGAGAUCAUCGGUCUGUUUCUCAAUGGUUGGAUCAGUGAGUCGAUUGGGUACAGAUACACUGUCAUCGGGUGUCUGUUCCUGAUCGUCUGCUUCACUGCCAUCUUCUUCACCGCCCAGACGGUGGUGCACCUCCUGGUCGCCGAGAUUCUCUGCGGUAUUCCAUGGGGUGUGUUCCAGACACUCACGAUCACUUAUGCAAGUGAGGUCUGCCCUGUUGCGCUGCGUGGUUACUUGACAACAUACGUCAACUUCUGCUGGGGACUCGGCCAGCUCAUUGGCAUUGGCGUGAUCCGCUCCAUGGUCACCCGCGAAGACGAAUGGUCUUACCGCAUCCCCUACGCCCUGCAGUGGAUGUGGCCUGUGCCUCUCAUAAUCGGUGUCUUCCUGGCUCCGGAGUCGCCCUGGUGGCUCGUUCGCAAGGGCCGUCUUGAAGACGCGAAGAAGUCGAUGCUCCGUCUCACCAGCUUGAACCGCGAGACUAACUUCGAUGCCGACGAGACUGUGGCCAUGAUGGUGCACACGACUGCUUUGGAAGAGAAGAUCACCAAGGGUGCCACCUACCUCGACUGCUUCAAGGGCGUUGACUUGCGCCGUACGGAGAUUGUCUGCAUGGCCUGGGCUAUUCAGAACUUGUCUGGUAACGCCUUCUCCGGCUACUCGUCGUACUUUCUGCAGCAAGCCGGCCUCGAUCCGUCUACUUCAUACGACUUUGCAAUGGGCCAGUACGGCAUCAACAUGGCCGGUGUCUUUGGCGCCUGGUUUUUGAUGAAGUGCGGUGUCGGACGACGAUCUCUCUACCUCUACGGUCUCUGCGGUCUCUGCACGAUGCUCUUCGUCAUGGGCUUCCUCGGCCUCGUACCAGCGGCCGACCGCGAGAAGGGCGCCAUGGCCACCGGUGUCAUGAUGCUUGUGUGGGCCAUGUUCUACCAGCUCACCGUCGGCACCGUGUGCUACUCGCUCGUCGCCGAGCUGUCGACUCGCCGCCUCGCGAUCAAGACUGUCGUUCUCGGCCGCAACCUGUACAACGUCAUCGGCAUAAUCACGUCCGUACUGACGCCGUACAUGCUGAACCCCGGAGAGUGGAACUGGGGCAACUAUGCCGGUUUCUUCUGGGCCGGGUCCUGCUUCCUCAGCAUCGUGUACACCUUCUUCCGGCUGCCGGAGCCCAGGGGCCGCAGUUUCGCGGAGCUGGACCUGCUGUUCGAGCAGCGUGUCUCUGCGCGCAAGUUUGCGAGCACCGAGGUCGAUGUGUUUGGCGAGAAUGCGCUCGAUGGCACUAACGCGUUCGAGUCGUAUGAAGAGAAGCUGCAGUUUACCCAAAGCGGCCGCAACAGCAAACAAAGACAGCCAGUGCGCGCAGACACCGCGGGCCACCUCCAUGGAGCGCCUCCCCCGGCCAUGUCGUCCCGAAACCUCGCGAACAUGAAGCCGUCCGCCUCGACGGCCGACCGCCGCGCAGGCAAUGCGAACUACACAUCCACGGCGCGACCCCGCGGGGCCGGCGAGGGCGACGAGAGGCGCGAAUCGGCCAGGACGACGCACCGCGGCACUCGCUCGAGCGCCAUGGGCAGCGCGGCCGAGCUGAGGGAGCGGCGCACCGAGAAGCGCGAGGUGCGUGAGCGCGAGACUGAAGUCCGGCGGCGCAGCCCUCUGAAGCACUCCACUGAGAGCCGCGCCAACGCCCGCAGCCGCGCUGAGAAGCCGUCGCAGGACGUCGAGAGGCGGGGCGCCGCGUCGUCGAGACAGCCCUCGGAGCAGCCGCUGCCGUUGUGGGAUCCCCACGCCAGCUUGUUGCCGCACACGACCGCCCCGCUGGCGACGCGCAUCUCGAUUCCUCCGCUUGCGUCGACGGCGCCGGCGACGCUGCAGCCCGUCCCGCUUGCGCAGCUCUCACUGGACGCGCAGGAGAAGGCGGUCAUCGAGGACCUGCUGUUUGUCUUCAUGGGCUUCGAGGGGCAGUACAUCCGCUUCGCCGAUGCAUACAACCCGCACGAGGAGAAGGAGCGGCUGCUGGGCCCGCCGUUCAAGCUCCUGCCAGGCCUGGACCCCAGUCUGAAGGACCUCGCCAAGGCCAUGCUGCGGACGGCGACACACUACAUUGCGGUCGAGACGUGCGUCGAGGUGCUCAGCAGAGAUCAGUAUGGCGCCGUCAACCACGCGCUGUGUGCUGCCAUCCGGCGGCUGCUGAAGGACUACCUGACACUGAUCGCGCAGCUGGAGCACCAGUCGCUGACGAAUGACUCGUUCACGCUGCACAUCCUGAAUCUGCACAUGAAGCAGACGAGCCACAUGCUGUUUCAGCUGUACACGACCGGCAUCGAGCUGCUCAAGGCGAACGGGAUCCUGGAGGACCACAAAGACGAGGAGACGGACGACGACACCAACGACUUUGAGAACAUCCUGGAGUCGUUGCGUGAAGGCGGCGCCACGGUCAAGAAGAUGUGCAAGGGCGGCAGCGUGCUCGGCCUGAUCACCAAGCGGCUGUCGUCCAUGUCUGGCGAUCCUGCGGCUCGAACGCUGCUCACGACACUGCUGCGAGAGGCGAGUAGACCGUACAUGGCUAUGCUGAACGAGUGGCUGCAUCACGGCGGCAUCAAAGAUCCACAUGCAGAGUUUCUCGUCAAGGAGCAGCGGAGUAUCAAGCGCGAGCGUCUAGAUCAGGACUACACAGACGAAUACUGGGAGAAGCGCUACACCGUUCGGGACGCAUUAGUACCACCGCAGCUGGAAGCAGUUAAAGACAAGGUGCUCUUAGCGGGCAAGUACCUCAACGUUGUGCGCGAGUGCGGCGGCGUCGAUGUCAGCAAAGUGGUGGAAGAUGCGCCGACGAGCUUCGACGACCCUCGAUUCCUGGACAAUGUUAACUCUGCAUAUGCCUCAGCCAACUCUUCACUGCUCAACCUUCUCCUCACCACACAUCAGCUACCGGCACGGCUACGCUCGCUCAAGCACUACUUCUUCCUCGACCGAUCCGACUUCUUUACCUACUUCCUCGAGAUGGGCGAGCUGGAGCUUAAGAAGCCAGCGAAACACGUCAACGUUGGCAAGCUGCAAUCGCUCCUCGAUCUGGCAACCCGCCACGCGGGCUCGGUAGCCGUCGAGGACCCCUACAAAGAAGACAUCAAGGUCCAGAUCAACGAUGUGGGCCUCACAAAUUGGCUGAUGAAAAUCGUCAACGUCCAAGGUCUCGACCAAGAGGCCGCAACGUCCAUAUCAAACUACACCCCCGCCAACACCGACAACAUCACAAACGACAAAGACAUCACCGGCUACCAAGCGCUCGUCUUCGACUACAGCAUGCCCUUCCCGCUCUCACUCGUCGUCAGCCGCGUCACACUCACCCGCUAUCAGCUCCUCUUCCGCUUCCUCCUCAGCCUCAAGCACCUCGAGACCGAUCUUGGCAAGUGCUGGGGCGAGCAAGGCAAGAACUCGAUGUGGAAGCACCGAUCCAAGAACCCGCGCGUCGAGCAGUGGAAACGCAGAGCCUGGACGCUACGCGCGCGCAUGAUGGUGUUCGUGCAGCAGCUCACGUACUACUGCACCGCGGAGGUCAUUGAGCCGAACUGGGUCAGCCUCAUGUCGCGGCUCAAAGACGAGGGGAAGGCGCCCGAGGAGAUGGCGGGUGAAAAGGUCAAGAGGACUGUCGACGAGCUGAUGCAAGACCACGUUGAUUUUCUGGCGACUUGUCUGAAGGAGUGUAUGCUCACCAACAGCAAGCUUCUGAAGAUCAACAACAAAAUAAUGUCCACAUGCAAUAUGUUCGCCACCUUCACCUACUCUCUGUCCCGCUACCUAAUCACCUGCGACCCCGCCCUCGUCGCCUCGGUCAACGCGUCCAUCGACGCGCAAACCCCCGCCUCGUCCAGCCAGCACCGCCACGCCGUCUUCGACCCGCAGCGCCUGGAGAAGAUGUUCGAUAUGCUCACAAAGUACGAGGAUAGCUUCACUCGCCAUCUGAAGAUUCUGCUCGAUACGCUGAAUUAUCUCGCCGCUACUGAGACGGUGGUUUUUCUCCAGCUCUGUGCGAGGCUGACGAGUGCGGGGGAGGGAUUGAGUGGGUUUCAGGUGCCAAUGGGUAUGGAGGGUGUCGUGUAG